UAUCGAACGAAAGGUAUCGAGUAUGGACUUGUAUUUACUCGUACCGUUUCAUUCCUAGUUCUUAUAUUUUUUUGCAAAUACGGACCUAUAUUUAAUAAGAGAGUUAUAUAUAUUUACCCGUAAAUUAUGAGUAUAAAUGCUGGACGAGUUGCUGGUGACAUGCUGUAUGGCACCACACUCUCUGCCGAAUCGAUGAAAGUGAUAGCGGAAAGCAUUGGCGUUGGUUCACUGCCUGAUGAUGCAGCUAAGGAAUUGGCGGAGGAUGUUAGCUUUAAAAUCAAGCGCAUUGUACAGGAUGCGGCCAAAUUUAUGCAUCAUUCAAAACGUGAGCGAUUGAUUUUAGGCGAUAUUGAUCAAGCGCUUAAGGUGCGCAACAUUGAGCCCCAAUACGGCUUCACUGCAAACGAUUUUAUACCAUUUCGGUUUGCCUCAGGUGGUGGACGUGAAUUACAUUUUAUUGAAGAAAAAGAGAUGGAUUUGAAUGAUAUUGUUCAAAGCUCUGCACCAAAAGUUCCAUUGGACAUAACGCUACGUUCUCAUUGGUUAGUGGUGGAUGGGAUACAACCAACGAUCCCGGAAAACCCACCACCACUAUCCAAAGACUCCCAAGCUUUGGAAUCUGUUAAUCCAGUGGUGAAGUUGGAGCAGGGAGUUACCAAAGAUGCAGCGGGCAAGCCAGCAACGGGGAAAAUACAUAAGUUGCGAAAUGUAGAAACUGUGCAUGUUAAACAAUUGGCUACACAUGAGCUGUCAGUAGAACAACAACUCUACUACAAAGAGAUCACCGAAGCCUGUGUAGGUUCAGAUGAACCGCGUCGUGGAGAAGCACUUCAAUCGCUUGCCUCAGAUCCUGGCUUACACGAGAUGCUGCCACGUAUGUGCACCUUCAUCGCUGAAGGUGUAAAAGUGAAUGUUGUGCAAAACAACUUGGCGCUUCUCAUCUAUCUAAUGCGUAUGGUGCGUGCGUUGCUGGAUAAUCCGUCUUUAUAUUUAGAAAAAUAUUUACAUGAGCUGAUACCAUCAGUUACCACUUGCAUUGUUUCCAAACAACUAUGUAUGCGGCCAGAAUUAGACAAUCAUUGGGCGUUACGCGAUUUCGCAUCUCGUUUAAUGGCGAUGAUAUGUAAGACCUUCAAUACAUCUACUAAUAACCUACAAACGCGUGUAACACGAAUAUUCAGCAAAGCAUUGCAAAAUGACAAGACACAUCUAUCUUCCUUGUACGGAGCUAUUGCCGGACUAACGGAAAUGGGCGCCGAAGUAGUUAAGGUGUUCAUAAUACCUCGGUUGAAAUUUAUAUCUGAACGCAUUGAACCACUUCUACUGGGUAAUCAAAUGCAGAGCAACACAGAUAAAACAGCAGCGGGUCACAUACGUGCCAUGUUACAAAAGUGUUGUCCACCAGUCCUCAAGCAGAUACGUCGGUCGCCAGAUUACACUGAAGAAUAUAGAAAUGAUUACGGCUUUAUGGGACCAGCGUUGUGUCAGGCUGUGAUAAAGGCACGAAACGCCCCACCAUCGACCACCACGCCAACCCCAAGUAGCAUUUCGAAUGCGCCUAUUACAUCGGCGGCUGCUACAGCUUCGACAGUAGGGCGACCCCAAGUGACGCAAAUCAGUAGUCCCGUUGUUACGGCUAUACCACAGCUGCGCGCAAUACAACACCCAAGUCAGCCGCCACAAAAGUUUGUCAUUGUUUCGCAGGCUACUACACAACAAGCUCAACAACCUCAACAAGCACAACAGCAACAGCAACAACAAAUACCUAUUGUACAUCAACGACCGGCAACCCCACAAUCGGUAUUGUUGACCACACAACUAAAUGGUAGCGGAAGUAGUGGAGGUAGUGUGGGUAAUUCGCUUUUGAAUAGGAGUGAUAGAACGUCGGUUGAUUCAAACUCAAUUAUUAUUGAGACGGAAGAUAUACGUGCUCCACCGGAGUUGGACGAUUUAUCACAUUUGGAAUAAGACAAAAUUUCUAUAUAAUAUAGAAGUAGUUACGGUAUAUAGUAUUUUAAUUAAGUGUUAAGUCAAUCGUGGGAAGAAUAACUUUUUUUUAUUAGUCUGAGUAAACUAUUUAAUUUUUGUAAUAUGGUGUUUUGAAGCCAUACACAUAGGAUAAGGGCUUUUCAUUAGAGCUAUUCCAACUUGAAAAAAAGUUUAAAUAAACAUGCAGAGUUACUAAGAUGUUUAACUUUUACAUUU
Messenger RNA from Rhagoletis pomonella (apple maggot), 2205 nucleotides. It is a transcript of the gene Taf6, whose product is annotated as transcription initiation factor TFIID subunit 6. Lineage: Eukaryota; Metazoa; Arthropoda; Insecta; Diptera; Tephritidae. Gene Ontology annotation, molecular function: RNA polymerase II general transcription initiation factor activity; protein heterodimerization activity; transcription coactivator activity. The coding region runs from base 127 to 1968 and encodes 613 amino acids. Gene Ontology annotation, cellular component: transcription factor TFIID complex; SAGA complex; SLIK (SAGA-like) complex. The transcript is spliced from 6 exons. Gene Ontology annotation, biological process: transcription initiation at RNA polymerase II promoter; RNA polymerase II preinitiation complex assembly. The record is from RefSeq and is a predicted model, not a curated record.